GUUUUCAGGGUGAUGAGAUUGUAUCCAAAAGUUAGGGAUUCUGCAAGAUAUCCUUCAAAAAGGAAGGAUGAUGUGGAUUCAGAUUCUGAUAUGUUUGAUCCUGAUUAAAAUUUGUGUUCACUCCCCCAUAUUUUCUGUUUCUCCUUUAACCCUUUUAAAGCUACUUUAAUCUCUCUUUAAUUGUUGGAUAAGGUCAUGUUUUGUGUGUAGGAAAAGCACGGUUUACAUCUUGCCCACUUGAUGCCAUCAUAAAGGCUUUUGAAAAAGCAUUAUCUGAUGUGUAAAAAUGCCUUCUUUUUCCACCCAUUUGCUAUUGUGGAUGUCAUUAGCACAUGAUCAAGAUUUUGGUUGUAAAGUUGUCAUCUUUAGUUGUCAGAAUGUGGCCAUGUCCAUGUCAGCUCCACCUCUAUUUUUCACUCUUACUGGUUGUUGGAAAGCAUAACCAACAUAAAGUAAGCAUCACCACCUAUGUCACCCCUCUCUUUCCCUCUCUUUUUCUUUCUAUAUAUACUUGCUCUUGCUGUUGAUAUCUUCCCCCUUCCUCCAUUUCUUCACUUGCUACAUUUACUUGCUUGUGUAUUUCAAGAAUCAGUUAGCAACAAUGGCUGUGAGUGAUCAGUUUGUGCUAUGCAAAGCAGCUCUGAUAUUUGCAGUGACAAGAUGGCUCCUGUCUUUGGCUCUCAACCUCCUCACCAAAUCCAUAGCUUCUCCUCAGCCCUCCUCAUCCUGCUGCUCGGGCUCCUCGUCUCCCGCGGCCAACCUGAGGCUGCUGAAGGGGAGCCUCUCCCUCACCACGUACGGCGAGAUGGAGCAGCGGCUGCCGGAGGGGCACGACGAGUCGUGCGCCGUAUGCUUGAAUGGCCUGAAAAAGAGCAGCCAUGUGUGGGAGCUGAGCAACUGCUGCCAUGUCUUCCACAAGCACUGCCUUGAGAGGUGGCUGGCUUACGACAACCGGCUGACCUGCCCUCUCUGCCGGGCCUCCUUGAUCGACGCGAGGCCGCUGCCGCCGGCUUCGCUGCCGGAGCAGCCGAGCUGGGCGGUGGAGCGGAUGCUUUACUUGUUUGGAGAUGAUCUGCUUCCUUGAUUUCUUCAUUGUGGGAGGCAGUUUUUUGGCUAUGGCCCCUCCAACUCCAAUUAGGCUGAUUGGUAGAUUAUUAUUAUUUUUUAUUAGAGGUUGUUACUAUUUAUUAGGCUAGAAUUAUUUCUAGACAUAUUAGUUUUGUGUAUAAAUAGUUUGUUUGGGUUUGCACAUUUGCUAACCCAUUAGUACAUAGAUAUUCGACAUUUGGGAAGUGGUGCAUUUGUAAAAUUGAGGAAUAUAAUCAUAAAGAGCAAUUCUUUUCCCAA
Messenger RNA from Salvia hispanica, 1347 nucleotides. Its product is annotated as E3 ubiquitin-protein ligase RHA2A-like. The record is from RefSeq and is a predicted model, not a curated record. Lineage: Eukaryota; Viridiplantae; Streptophyta; Magnoliopsida; Lamiales; Lamiaceae. Gene Ontology annotation, molecular function: ubiquitin protein ligase activity. Gene Ontology annotation, biological process: protein ubiquitination.